UCAGCGAGCGACAGUCACGUGAAAACACGGCCAUUGCUGAGGACCGACUUGGCUCAACGACGAGUGUCACUUACUCUGUGCAGAGCCUGGUGGACGUCGCAGCGGUAGUGCAGCAAGGAGCAGAGGCAGUUUGAGUGCUACAUCUCUACAAGCCACCAUUUACAACACAACAGUGUUCUUCUGGUUCGUAUUGCCCAGCACGUUUGCUCAUCCGGCGAUUUUGAGCAUAUUAGUCGUUAACAUCCCUUCACUGCAGCGUAUUUGUAGCCGGUACAAAGGCUCCAACCAAACUUAAUCGUCAUGUCGGCAGAAAAUCUAAUCCCCGACUAUUCCCCAUUCUUUGGUGUGAUGGGGGCCACAGCCGCCAUGGUGUUCUCUUCGUUGGGCGCAGCGUACGGUACUGCCAAGUCAGGCACGGGUAUCGCCGCAAUGUCUGUCAUGCGACCAGAGUUGAUCAUGAAAUCGCUCAUUCCCGUUAUCAUGGCAGGUAUUAUCGCCAUCUACGGGCUCGUCGUGGCUGUACUCAUUUCGUCUGGCAUCAGCUCGCCUUACAAGUUGAUUAAGUCAUACCUGCACCUUGGCGCUGGCCUUUCUGUUGGCCUUUCAGGUCUGGCUGCCGGUUUCGCGAUUGGUAUUGUUGGUGAUGCUGGGGUGCGUGGCACAGCACAACAACCCCGCCUCUUCGUAGGAAUGAUCCUUAUUCUUAUAUUCGCUGAGGUACUAGGUCUUUACGGCCUGAUUGUAGCCCUGAUCAUGUUCUCGAAGGCAUCGGGUAUUGCUUAAACAACAACAGCCGAAAAUCAUCACCACCAAUAACGACUCGUAUCUCUACCAAAUAUCACCAUCGCCUCUAAACAUCGCAUCUAUAAUAUCAGCAAGCGUAGAGGGACAGAACGAGAAAUCAAGGAGAGUAGGUGUAGUUAAUGGCCUCCGAGUGUCAGCCAGCUCUCGCAGACACAAACGAACAAUUAUAGUAAUAGCCAUGAGCAGGCAGCGUGGUAGACAGGACAUUGAGUACACCGUGAUGGGUCGAAUUAGCAAAAAGGAAGCAAUAGAACAAAAGACUUAAGAAACAAGACCAAGCCAUAAGAUGAAAUAGCACCGAAACCAAUAUAAGGACGUCUCCCAACUCAACAGCAAAUGGGUGACCAGCGUGGCAGGUUACUCGGGAUGGAAGAAAGCACUAACCUUAUAGAAAGGAAGACGACGAAGACCUCGGAGGAGCUGCAACACACUGCAGCAGCAGGCGAGAUGACGAUGAUCGGCGAACUUCGGAGAAGUAUCCAAUAUAUCUGAGAUCGCACAUUUACAACUUAUUGACAAUAGAAAGAAAAAUCAUAAUGUGACGUAGAAGAACCUAAUAACCGUAUCCCUCCCCUAUUUCUGCCCGAGUUCAUUGGGCAGAGGCCUUGUUUUUGCUAAAUUAGUUUCUAUACAAGUGACAUAUAUGCAUAUAUACGAUGAAAAGUGAUGGAAAUACGGAUUAGUUUUACCAUAAAUUAUAGGACGUAAGAGAGGUGAGGUUGACUCUAUAUAUAUGCCACAUAUAGAAAAAUGCAAAAUAUACAAUUGACUCCCUGCUCGUUGAAUCAAUUCCAUAUUUCUCGUUGAAGCAUACAAAUUCUUCUGUAUAUUAUCAUAUCCAGCUUGGAGCUUUUUAUUAAAGAUCGAAUAAUUAACGCGACUGAACUAAACCGACUUUUGUGUACCCCCUGUACCUAGAGCAGGUGUCUCAAGCUAUAUGCCUAUAUCAAGCUCGCCACUGCACCAAACCACUAUCAGCAGUGUUAGGCUUAACGGGCCCAUUAGGGGUCUUCGGGGGAGCUCGGACCCCUGGAACACAUUAAGUGAGGGGCUUCGAACGUAUGGUGGCGUUUGGAACGCGUGCGUGUGAUGUAAAAUGACCGCGUAUAGUCAACGAACGAUUCGUUGGACUCGACUGGAUUGAUGGCAGACGGAAUGUUCCACUUACAUAAGUGUAAUAGUAAUAACAUAAUUAUGAUGACGAUAUAGAAACAGUUAAUUUCGAACUCAAUAGAAGUCAUCUGCGUAACACAUUGUGCGAUACGGCUUGUAUUUGAGCCGAUUAAAUUUUUCAGCUAAGAAAAUUUGCAACGGACAGUAUGUGAAUGUUGAUAUUAUUCCUAUAGGUAGAACAAUAGCACAUAUAUAUAGAAAAAGAUAAUAUGUCAUAUAAACAUACACAGCAAAAUUAGCAGCUAACUGACUAGCACGAAUCCAAUGUGAAGAAUUACAACAACAAAAAAUUUUUAAAAAAAAACAAAGUCCAUCACCUUGAAAGCAAAGAAAAUUUUUCUAGAUAAUAAUUACAACCGUGAUGUUGACAAUGAUAAUAUUGAUUGAAUAGGAAAUUGUUAAGGUGAUACAAUAUUGAGAAAAGAAAUGAUGGCGAUGCUGACGGUGGAGAUGACAAUGAUGAAGACCGCUAUUACUUGGGUUGAAAAACACGACAGCGCAAGCGGAAGAAAAAGUAAGAAAAAACAGGACAGGUUAGGGAUAGUAAUAAUAACAUUAUUACAAGAAUAUUUGCAAAGGUAAAGGAAGGAAAGGGGGCUUAAAUUUUUGGAACAGGCAGAGGCUGGUUUAGUGCAAACAAGUGGAUAGAGUAAAUAAUAUUGAUGAUGAGUUAGGUGGGACUAUGGGAAGUUAAAAGGAAAAAAUUUCGGAUAGUUAUUCUAUUUGGGCAGACCAGACGAAGUCGUCUCUUUGCAGUGCGCGGUCUAGCGACAACAGCAGUAGUUGGUACGGCAACAGUAAUAACAACACGAAUCGAAAGCGCGCUGCUGUAUUAUGAACCGCAGUUGGGUAAACGUGCAUAAGAACUAAAUGCGGUAUACUUAAGUGAAAAUGAUUUGAAAUGUUACUGUACAGUUUUACGUUUGUUGUAUUGUGAAUGCAUGAAUAAAACCAAUAUGAUUUUAAUCGAAAUGUUA
This is a messenger RNA of Varroa destructor (honeybee mite), 2954 nucleotides long. RefSeq names its product V-type proton ATPase 16 kDa proteolipid subunit c-like. Gene Ontology annotation, biological process: proton transmembrane transport. The record is from RefSeq and is a predicted model, not a curated record. NCBI's taxonomy places the organism in Eukaryota, Metazoa, Arthropoda, Arachnida, Mesostigmata, Varroidae. Gene Ontology annotation, molecular function: proton-transporting ATPase activity, rotational mechanism. Gene Ontology annotation, cellular component: proton-transporting V-type ATPase, V0 domain.